Messenger RNA from Helicoverpa armigera (cotton bollworm), 1865 nucleotides. RefSeq names its product cytochrome b-c1 complex subunit 1, mitochondrial. Gene Ontology annotation, cellular component: mitochondrion. Gene Ontology annotation, molecular function: metalloendopeptidase activity; metal ion binding. NCBI's taxonomy places the organism in Eukaryota, Metazoa, Arthropoda, Insecta, Lepidoptera, Noctuidae. Bases 59 to 1456 code for a protein of 465 amino acids. The record is from RefSeq and is a predicted model, not a curated record. The transcript has a single exon.
CCUUCAAUCAAAUCUCUAAACAUAAGCACUGUCCUUGUGAUAUUUUUAUAACAUAACGAUGAACGGAAUAGGCCUGCUAACAAGAGUAUGGAAACCCCUGAAAUCAUUUACCAGACAGCAUACGUAUCCGGCACCAUUUACACAUUUCCUACAAAAUCUCCCGGGCACCCUCUACUCGAAACUGGACAAUGGGCUCACGGUGGUCACCGAGGAGCGAGAGUGUUAUAACAGCUGCAUCGGCCUCUUCAUGGACGCAGGCUCCAGGUACGAGAGCGGCUUCGAGAAUGGAAUAGCACAUUUCUUCGAACAUAUCGCUUUUAAAGGCACGACUUCCCGAACCAGACAAGACCUUGAGGCACAGAUGGAGUGCCUCGGCGCUCGCUUCAAGUGCUUUACGUCGCGCGAGCUGGUCGUCUACUACGUGCAGUGUCUCUCUCAGGACACCGCCCUCGCCACUGAGAUACUCGCCGACUGCAUUUAUAAUAAUUCUUUCAACCCAAACGAAAUCGAGUAUCAAAAGAGAACUGUUUAUGCUGAGAUGCUAUCCCACGAUAAGAAUCCCAAACAGCUAUUGUAUGAUUACCUUCACAGCUCAGCAUUCCAGGGCACACCGCUGGCUCAAACUGUGAUGGGACCUAGCUCAAACUUAUACAACUUUACAGACGUUACCAUCUGUCGGUACCUGUCCAAGUGCUUCGAUCCGUGCAGGACGGUAUUGGCCGCGGUAGGCGGGAUCAAGCACGACCAUAUAGUCUCACUGGCUAACACGUUCAUGGGCAAGCUGGAGCCGCUCAAGUGCAUCGAUAUGGACGCUUACAGGUACACGGGGUCCGAGGUGCGUUACCGAGACGACUCCAUGCCCACCGCGCACGUCCUGAUAGCUGUCGAGGCUCCGUGUCUAUGCGACGACGACAAAAUAGUAAUGGAUAUAGCUCGGUACAUCAUAGGAGGGUGGGACAGGUCGCAGCCGGGUGGGCGCUCGCACCCGGUGCGGGUAGCCCGCGAGGCCUCCUGCCACGAUAUGUGCGACGCUUACAAAGCAUUCAACAUCACGUAUAAAGACUGCGGCCUGUUCGGCGUGCACUUUGUCAGCAAGAUAAUGUCGCAAGAAUACAUGAUGGCGUUGAUACAGGACGAGUUCAUGUACCUGAGUGUGUGCGUCACUGAGUCGGAGGUGGAGAGGGCGAAGUGUUUCCUGAAGGCUAAGAUAUUGUCUCGGACGGAGAGUUCCCUGGGCACGUGCAUGGAGAUCGGGCGGUGGACGCUGUACUAUGGGUGCCGGCCGUCGCUGCUGCAGCAGAUGAACGCGAUCGACCGCGUGACGGUGUCGCAGGUGCGCGCGACGUGCAACAAGUACUUCUACAACCGCUGCCCCGUGGUGGUGGCCAUCGGGCCCACCGAGGCACUCAGCGAGUACAACAGGAUCCGCAGCUGCAUGUGGUGGCUAAGAAUUUAGAUGUUAUUUAUACUUACUUUAUAGUGUCUUGUUAACAUUUUCUUGUGACUUUUAUUUGCUCUCAGCUACAGAGGCAUAGUUAGCUAGAGUGUUUAAUUCUCUACUCACAUUAAUUUAUGACAGGGCUCCAACUAGCCCAAUGUUUCAAUAUUAUAAAUGCCUGACAUUGAGAUCUAGGCAGUAAACGAAAUAUAAGGGCAGUAAAUGAAACAAUAUUCAUACAAAAGUUAUAAUUUAUUAUCUUAGUAAAGCUAAAAUAUAAAAAUAUAAAAGGUAUUUGAGUAUAAACAGAGCACAUAGUCAUGGUGACAUUACCAAAUAUAUACAUAAAAAAUGUACUGAUCUUCAAUAAAAAAUACACAAAAUAAAACAGUUCCGUCUUGCAUAUGUGAAUAUUAUGAGAUACACG